Molecule: messenger RNA, 543 nt
Organism: Meloidogyne enterolobii
Lineage: Eukaryota; Metazoa; Nematoda; Chromadorea; Rhabditida; Meloidogynidae
Source: the annotation of a GenBank genome assembly
AUGCGUAAACAAACAAGUAAUAAAUUCUCUCCAUCAAUAUUCUCAAUUGGUAAAGUAAUGUCUGAUUAUAAUUUAAAUCGGUCUCGUUCUGCUGCUAUUCUUGAUUCGAAAUCUCUUUUUGCAUACCCGAUAUCAAAAACUUAUUCUGUUCCCAAUAUUUCUGAUUAUUCAAUUAAUUAUACUUUAUAUCACGGACUCAAAACUUAUGACAUUGUUCGACCUACAGCAUAUACAACAUAUCGUUCUUAUUUUCCUUACAAGAAUUAUGAGCCUAAUUAUUUGAACAACCUUUAUUGGAAUGACAAGCCAACAUAUUAUUCUAAUUCAUAUAAUCGAGUAUUACAACCUAGACAUUAUACCGACCACAUGAAAAGUCCUUAUUUUCUAAAUCAUUCAUGUACAUAUUAUCCAUUUAAAUAUAAUUACAACGAUUUUUGGUAUGGCUACAAAACACCUUCAUAUUACCGAAAUUAUUAUUAUGUAUCGCCAUAUUAUGAUUAUUAUUCGAACAAUGCAUAUAAUUAUCGUUACAAUUAUCGUUAA